ACAAAAAAACGGAAUACAAAAAAAAGGAAAUAGCCAAAAUUUGUUAAAUUUUUUUUGUGUCUUUAAAACAAAAAAAAAACAAAAACAACAACGGAAAAACAGCCACGAAAAGCUUAACGGAAAUCCAUUGAAAAGCAGCAGCAGCACAAUUUUGUCGUUUAUAAAAUUGAAAACUUUGUCUUAGGAUUUGAAUUUUCGUCUUAGUAUUUUGAAUUUUUACGUUCGUCAACGCGGUCGAGAAAAUGUUCUGAAAAAGUCUUGAAUGAAAAAACUUUGAGAGGUGAAGCCAUCGACAAAAACAAGGGAGGAGAAAGGAGAAGAAACAUUAAGCAUUAAACAUUAAACAUUUCGCGAGUGAAUACUAGGAAACGGGGGAGAAGGACAGUUUUGUGCCAAAGUUGCGCAACGAGAACUGUACAUUUGUGUAUGUGUGUGUGCGGUGCGUAUCUGUGUGCGGCCAUCGUUGGCUAAGCAGCACACAGGAGACCCGGAAACGCGGAGACCCGGAGACCCGGAGCAGAGAAGGAGUCUUCGCAGAAGCGAGAGAUCGAAAGAGAGAGAGAACGAUAGAGGAUCAGAUCGAAGAACAUCACAAUAUCACAAUAUAUAUCCAUAUAAAAAUUAUCUCAAAUUAUUCAUAUCGUGGCAAAAGCAAAAGCAAACCAAAAGCAAAAGCAAAACUAUGAUCUAAAACAUGUAAAAACAGUUUUCGAAAGCAUUUCGUACGUAUACAAAAACAAAUUAAAGCUAAUAUUAGUAGUGUGAAAAAAAAAUACAAAACAAAAACAAAAACCAAACAAAAAUCCAUUCAGAUAAGCGGAGCGUUCUAAGCUAAACAUCAAAUUAUAUUAACAUUUAUGAUAACACGAGUAUUCGAGCAUCUUAAAACUAUACACAGGAGAGGAGAGGAGCAAACGAAAUAGAGAGAGAAGGAGAAGGAGAGUUUUUCUGGCAUAAAUCAACAUUCCCCGAAAUCCCAUUUGGUACACAACUUUGGCUAAGGAAAACAAGCCAUCACUAUUGGCUGCUGAAUUGUUCAACCAAAAACAAGGAUUGACGAUUGCCAGCCCAGAAAUAUCUUUGGAACCAAUUUGAAAUCAUCGAGAAAACGCGACCAGGAGGGAGAUACAAUUUCAUUUCAAACUAAAAAGAAAAGCAAAAGCAACAGCUUCCUGGGAGGAGCAGAUACGCAAAAACAAAAACAAGUUUAUUAUAAACGAAGGAAUAAAUAAAUGUGACACUUAAGAAGAAAGGAAUUUUAAAUUUGGACAAAAUGAAGAGAAACAAAUGAAGAGAGUGGCAGAAACCCAAACAGCAGCAGCAGCAGCAGCCAACUAAAGCAGCAGCUAAGUGGCUAAGUGGCUAAGUUGCUAAGCGGCUAAGAAAGAGAAACAGAAACUGCAGAAAUGUGCAUCAAAAGUCAAUAGAGAAGGAGUCCCAACAGAGACAAAAGCCACACGAGAGAGAGAGAGAGAGAGGAGAGGCACAGCAACUCUCCGGGUGUCCAGUCAAAGGACACACAGAGAGGACAAGCAGCAGCAACCAAUAGGAUAUACAAGGCUCCCAUCGAGAGCAUAGGGGAGAGCACAAUGGCCAUCAACUUUUCGGCCUCGUUUGCGGCCUGCAUAGCGGCAGGCCUGAAGGUGCCCCGCCAGAUCAUGUACUGCAUUACCCAGGACUCGGGCCAGCCUUACGUCCUCUACAAGGACUCGCAGGACGCGGAGCGCAACCCGGGCGCCCUCGGGGCGAGCGCCGCCCAGUGGGGCAGCGACAUGUACCCCAACAUCCAGCAGCAGGCCCAGCAGCACCUCAACGCCCAGCAGCAGCAACAGCAGCAGCAAGCGCAACAGCAACAGAAUGCGGCACAGGCUGCCGCCCAGGCCGCCGCAGCGGCUGCAGCAGCGGGCCAGCCACAGAGUCCUCCGGGCGGGGGCCAGGAGCCCCGCGAUAACGGCAGCGGCGACGGCCGCCAGCAGCAGGUGUCGCCCUCGUCCAGUCCGUAUCCCUCGGUCCAGCAGCAGCAGCAGCAGCAGCAGCGGGCGAAUGCCGGCGGCGAGGAGGAUGCCAUGAACCAGCUUCAGCAGAACUCCGCGCCAAACCAAAACCAAAGCAGCAACGACCCCCAACACUCCGGCUCGAAUCCAGGGGAGGCGGGCAACCCGCACGUGCAGCAGAACGGGGGUGGCGGCGGCGGACCACAGGGCGAUCCCAGCAAUGGCUUCCAGACGCCCGACUACUAUGCACCACGACACGCGGCGCCGCAGGGCGGGAUGCUGGCUCCACCCGGCUUCCCGCCGCUCCACUAUCUAAACAAGAGCGUCCUGCCGAUGGAGCAGAGCGGGGCAGGGGGCGGAGGAGGCGGUGGCGGCGAGGCCUACUCGCUGCCGGAGCUGCUGCCGGGCCAGCAGAAUGGCCAGCAGAACGGUAACGGCGGACCGUCGAACGCGAAUGCCAAUGAAGGCGCCGCGGCGGCCAACGGAGGGGCGACGGGUGCCGGUGUGGGGGCGGUUAGCGGAGUGACAACGGGCGGGCGGACGGGCAACGGUCCGGGGCGUCCGCACAAGAACAAGCCACACAGCGACCUGCGGCUGUUCAAGUGCCUCACCUGCGGCAAGGACUUCAAGCAGAAGAGCACACUGCUGCAGCACGACCGGAUCCACACGGACGCGCGCCCCUUCCCGUGCUCGGAGUGCGGCAAGCGCUUCCGCCAGCAGUCGCACCUCACACAGCACCUGCGCAUCCACGCCAACGAAAAGCCCUUCACCUGCCCGUACUGCUCGCGCAGCUUCCGCCAGCGCGCCAUUCUCAACCAGCACAUACGCAUCCAUUCGGGUGAGAAGCCCUUCGCCUGCCCCGAGUGCGGCAAGCACUUUCGCCAGAAGGCCAUCCUCAAUCAGCAUGUGCGCACCCACCAAGAUGUCUCGCCACACCUCAUCUUCAAGAACGGGCCGCACCCGACGCUGUGGCCCUCGGACGUGCCCUUUCCGGGAGAGGAGAACGAUACGAAGGGAGACAUUGCCGGUGCCGGCGGCGGAUACCAUGACGACGACUCCCAGGGCACGCCAGACGGCAGCGGGGGCAUGCAUUAUCCCUCGUACUUCAAGGACGGCAAGGAUCAUUCCGCAGGUCAAAAGAUACUGCCCGAGGUGCUGCAGCACAUCGGUGUCCGUCCGGCGAACAUGCCGCUCUACGUCCGGUGCCCCAUCUGCGACAAGGAGUUCAAGCAGAAGACCACCCUGCUGCAGCACGGCUGCAUCCACAUCGAGUCGCGGCCGUAUCCCUGCCCGGAGUGCGGCAAGCGCUUCCGCCAGCAGUCGCACCUCACGCAGCACCUGAGGAUCCACACCAACGAGAAGCCCUUCGGCUGCAUGUACUGUCCGCGCUUCUUCCGCCAGAGGACCAUCCUCAACCAGCACUUGCGCAUCCACACCGGCGAGAAGCCCUACAAGUGCACCCAGUGCGGCAAGGACUUCCGACAGAAGGCCAUUCUGGACCAGCACACGCGCACCCACCAGGUAGGGGAUCGACCCUUCUGCUGCCCGAUGCCCAACUGCCGGCGACGCUUCGCCACCGAGAACGAGGUGACCAAGCACAUCGACAACCACAUGAAUCCCAACACCACCAAGGUGCGACGCCAGCAGCAGCAGCACCAGCAGCAACAGCAGCAGCAACAGCAGCAGCAGCAACAGGUGCAGCAGCAACAGCAGCAGCAGCAGCAGGGCAACAGCAACGCGGUGGCACAGGUUGCCUCCGUGGCCAAUCACCUGAUGAACGACGCCAAGAGCCUGGCGGCCCAGCAGUUCCUCAACAACAACAACCCGACGGCGGUGGACAACAAGGCCAACAUCCUGCCGGUGCGGAGCAUAGCGGCCAAUGCCGCGGCCGCAGCCGUCGUCCAGCAGUCGGUGGUGAAGAACGAGCUGUACUUCCCUCAGUGCUAUGGGCCGCCCUUCCAGCACCCCUUCCAGACGCAGCAGCCACAGCAGCCCAGCGUGGCACACGCGAACGGGGGGCCCACGACGCCGGUGACCGUCACGGUGGCCAAUUCGGUGGCGCCCGGCGUGGUGGUGCAGCAGAACCCGUCCGCCUCCGUUGUGGCCCAGUGACAUCCCACCACUGGAGCACCUGGAGCCCAGCAGCAGCAGCAACAACAACAGCAGCAGCAGCAACAGCAACCAACGGCGCCCCAACAGCAACACCAUCCGCCACCCCCACCGCCGCCCACAUCGUCCGCACAUCAUAUCACAGCAGCAGCUGCGGCGGCGGCAGCAGCAGCAGCGGCCUCGCCCACCUCCACGCACGCCUCAUCGGUGGCGGCACCGCAGACGGUGACGCUUUCGAUCACAUUGCCGCCACCGCCGACGUCCCACCCGCCCCAUCCGGGGCAUCCGGGACACCCGGGAGUGCCCAACGGGGGUGCGCCCCCACCGCCGCCCACUCUAACACAUGCGAUACCCAUCCAUCCCCACAUACACUCGAUAUUCGGAUCUCUAUGAUGUCAUCAGUAGGAAGCGCGAGAGAGAGAGAGAAAAGAGGAGCAGGAGCAGAAGCAGUAGAAGUAGCAGGAGAGAGGAGAGGAAAUCAAAAUUGAGGAACACACUAUUCACAAUAUUCGAUAGGUUCGAUAGGUUCGAUAAGUUCUCUAGUUAUAGACGCAUACAAAUUCUCUUAGUUUUUAAAACUAAUCUUUAAUCUUAAAACCACAAAACACAGUUUUGGUAACAGAAAAACGGGAACGGGACAGAGCAGAGCCGAGUAGAGCGGACGAAGAGUAAGAAAAGAUGAUCGGGAGAAGAGGAGCUGAACCAGGAAAAACAGGAAAACAGGACGAGUACUAGUCUUUUCGAAAAGGACUCUAAACUCCUUUGAUUACAACCAUUAACAUCAAAUGCAAAUGGUUAACGAUUGAGAGCUACAGCGCUACAAAGAGAAGAGCGAGAAUGAGAACCAAAACACAACGUUAUACGAUUCCUUUUUGAUAAUUUCGUUUAAGGACCCUAACACCUCUUAAGACUACCAAUACAUCAAAUAUUUAUACACACAGACACACACACACACAAACACAAGUUCGUCAGACAUGAAGCUGAGGAUGAUGAUAGGGACGAUGAUUACUGAAACAAUCGACAAGAGUUAUACGAUUUUAGGCGUAAACUUAGGAUAACUCAGAUAUAGAGAGAGCGAGAGCAAGAGAGAGAUGGGGAAUGAAUGGAUAGACAGAUAUGGAGUAUGGAGUAUGGAGUGAUACGAGCGAUAGGAGCGAUAGAUAGGGCAGCUAUAGGGGAGAGAAAGAGAGGCGCCACAGACGCUGGCUGGCGCUGAGCAAUUUGUUUUUCGAUGACACAGCAGCUAAGUUUUGAUUUCGUUCUCCAGAUAUGUUGAAGUAUUCGAAUUUUUGUUGAAUGAAUAUGGAUAACCCUUAUUAGAGCCUUCUAAUUUUUUUUUUUUUUUUUCAAUUGAUAUGUGAUUUUUGUAUGUGUAUAAAAUAACACUAAAACGCAAUCUAUAAUUAUACAACGAGCAGAAUAAGUUGUAGAAACCUUAGUACAUUGAACUAGGCUUCAUUUGUUGUCUUCCCCAACUAAUUGUGUGUAAUUUAUGUUGAGUUUUUAUUUAGUACGAGUAAUUAGGCAUACGUUUAACCCAAAUAUGUCCACACAAGUGCACGCACAACCAACCCAUAGGCAGACACAAGAUAGAGAGAGAGAGAGGAAGAGAGAGAGAGAGUGAGAAGGCGAACGGGCGGGAAUAGAAUCGAUCUACUAUAUAGCGAACGCAAUUCAAAUGUGACUCUUCAGGUGCCAUACAAUCGAACAAUAGUCAAAAAGUUAUCUGAAUCACCCCACCACCCAAUACUUUUCCCUUUCCCCUUGCCUCGAAUCCGAAUCCGAAUCGGAAUCCAAAUCCAAGUCCAAAAACCAAACCACUGUGUGGAUAUAGAUGACAAAUUUAGUUUCAUAUCAAAUUUUCCAAUGUACCGUCAAAGCAUUUAUGAUUGUUAUUAAUCUUAUAGCGUAUGCUUCCUACGUAAUACGUAUUGAUGGGAUCGCAGAUGGGAUCGCAGAUGGAAGAGCGAGAGUAAGAGCGGGAGAGAGACAGAGAGAGAGAGAGAGAGCAGAAAUUAACUCUAGUUUAGUCGUUUCACCUUUGCAAGUACUAUCUACUCAUUAUUUAAUACAUUUAGUGUCUAGCCAAUUAAGUUUCGAUGGAAGUAAAUCGGAGAAAGUGCUCGGAAUACGAUUUGUUUUCGCUGUUUUUUAGGCAUACAGAUUAUCAAUUAUGUUUGCAUAUAUUAUUUAAUGAUUUCAAAUAAAACAAAAACACAAUUAUUUUAUUUCCGA
Molecule: messenger RNA, 6338 nt
Organism: Drosophila pseudoobscura
Lineage: Eukaryota; Metazoa; Arthropoda; Insecta; Diptera; Drosophilidae
Gene: jim
Product: zinc finger protein jim
Exons: 6
Coding region: 1590-4106 (838 amino acids)
Biological process (GO): regulation of transcription by RNA polymerase II
Cellular component (GO): nucleus
Molecular function (GO): DNA-binding transcription activator activity, RNA polymerase II-specific; RNA polymerase II cis-regulatory region sequence-specific DNA binding
Source: RefSeq, a predicted model, not a curated record